AUGGGAAGUGCUUCAAGCAAUCAUAUUAUUGAUAUGUCUAUUGAUUCAGGCUUAAUUAACACCUAUAAAAUUGGAAAGCAGAUCGGGAUCGGCAAUUUUGGAAUUGUUCGAAAGGCUUCACUUUUAAAUGAUCCAUCCCAAUCAUUUGCAAUAAAAACCAUCCAAAAAUCGAAGAUUAAAACCAAUAAGGACUAUUUAUUCCAAGAAAUAGAAAUCCUCAAGAAAGUGGACCAUCCGAAUAUUAUAAAACUUUAUGACGUUAUUGAAGAACCAGGCUGUUAUCACUUAGUAAUGGAAUUAUGCUCAGAUGGAGAGCUCUAUGACAGGAUUUCUGGACAGGGACACCUUGAUGAAUCAGAAGCAAAACGGCUGGUAAGACAAAUUCUUCUGGCUGUAAACCACUUACAUUGCAAUGGAAUCGUUCAUCGAGAUCUUAAGCCAGAAAAUUUUUUAUUUGAAGGAAACGAGCUCAAACUUAUAGAUUUCGGCUUAUCAGCAUUUUGCACUAAAGGGAAAAUGAAAACUAUGGUCGGCUCACCUAAUUAUGUAUCUCCUGAAGUGCUGCAUAGCAAAUAUGAUACGAAAUGUGAUAUGUGGGCUAUUGGAGUGAUUACUUAUGUUAUGCUUUCAGGAAGUUUUCCGUUUUAUGGGAGGACAAAUAAAGAAAUUUUUUCAAAAAUAAUUCCAGGGGAUUAUCGAUUUUCAGAACCUUCAUGGCAAAAUGUAACUCCUCAGGCCAUAAAUUUUAUAAGGCAGCUCUUAGUUAUUAAACCACAGAAGCGUUUGUCUGCAUUUCAAGCGCUGCAGCACCCUUGGCUUCAACAGCCUCCUACAGAUUUGAUAACUUCCAAGCUAUUGAUCUCUCUAAAAGAAUACAACUCAGCAUGCUCUUUUAAAAAAGAAAUCCUAAGCCUUUUAGCCCGAUACUUGAAAUCCGAAGAGAUUUCAGAUUUAAUUCAAAUUUUCUUUCAAAUAAAUAAAUCGUGCACUGGGGUCAUCACUUUUGAUGAAUUUUCCAGUUCAUUGGAAAAAAUAGAUUCACGGCUUCUCGAUGUGAAGCGGAUUGAUAUUAAUUUUAAAAUUAAACGUGUAUUUUAAUAUUUACUAUAAAAAAUAGGACAUUUAUUUAUUUUUAGAAUAUUUUGAAAAAGCUUAAAUUUAAAGAAGGGAAAAUGAAAUACUCAGAUUUCUUAGCCUCGGUUUUGUGCUGUAAAACAAUUUUAACAGAAAAAAGACUUAAACAGAUUUUUAGGAUACUUGAUAUUGAAAAAAAUGGAUUUUUAAACGCGGAAAGCUUAAUUAAAGUAUUUACGAGGUUUGGAAAAUCAAAGGAGAAAGGCGACGUGGAAAAAAUGAUUGAAGAUGUGCACCCUUGGGUUGCUGGACAGGUUAAUUUCAAUGAGUUCAAGAAAUGCAUCAUGCCUCUUUUUCGAAGCAAAUCAAGGUGAAGCUGCCAAUUCUAA
Messenger RNA from Blepharisma stoltei, 1463 nucleotides. Lineage: Eukaryota; Ciliophora; Heterotrichea; Heterotrichida; Blepharismidae. The record is from the annotation of a GenBank genome assembly.